Messenger RNA from Brassica napus (rape), 10894 nucleotides. RefSeq lists its product as uncharacterized. The transcript has 3 exons. NCBI's taxonomy places the organism in Eukaryota, Viridiplantae, Streptophyta, Magnoliopsida, Brassicales, Brassicaceae. Bases 3447 to 4676 code for a protein of 409 amino acids. The record is from RefSeq and is a predicted model, not a curated record.
GGAUUUAAAUUCGUUAAAUAAUGUUUUGUUGGGACUAAUUUAGAUAAUAUUUUAUAUGACCCGCAUUUGUUAGUCUAAUUGUAAAUGACUAAAGAUUUCGUAAUGAAAUCAUAAAUAUCUAACAAAACUCCUUAUAAUACGAAUGUACUGUAUUUCGAUUUAAAAAUAAUUAAAUGAUUUUAUAAUUAAUAUAGGAGUGGCUGACCAAUAUUUAACCAAGGAACUUUGUUUUUAUUUAUGCAGACGCAAUUAAACUGAAGCAUUAUUGUUAUCAAAUCACGCGAUUUUAGCUCCACUCAGUUUUGUUAUUUAAGUUUAAGUACACGUAAAUUUAUUAGGUAGGGUUAGCAAAGUUAUAAAAGGAUAGUGUUUAAAGUUUAAACCCAAUGGCAUUCCAUAGUAAAUAUUAGGAAAAAGUAAGGGUAAAGUACCAAUUGUACUUCACUUUUAAUAGAGUAGAUUAGUUGUAUGAGUUGAUUCACUUGUGCUUUCAUCAUAUCAAUAUUGUUUUGGAUCACUUUAAAGGUUUAAAACUUUGGAGUCUUAGGUAUCUCUACUCUGUGAUCUCUGUUUAGUUUAUUUUUUAAAAAAUGUUUCUCACAUUGCAGAAUUUAUUCAUUUCAUCUAGAAGAGGAUUUGUGCGCAUAGCCAUGGAACAUGGGACACCUCUGGUUCCAGUUUUCUGCUUUGGUCAGUCGCGAGUGUAUAAGUGGUGGAAGCCGAAUUGGAACCUCUACCUUAAACUAUCAAGAGCGAUCAAGUUUACUCCCAUCUGUUUCUGGGGUGUUUUUGGGUAAGUGUAUGUCUUUGUUUGGGGUUACAUUUUACAUAUAAAAUCUUUAACUGAAAGAGGUAUUCACAUUUCGUUUUGUAAAUCCCCAAUACCAUAUCGACACCCUCUGCAUGUGGUGAUUGGGAAACCAAUAGAAGUUAGUAAAACUCUGCAGCCAACUGAUGAAGAGAUUGCUAAGGUACAUGGACAGUUUGUGGAAGCGCUUAAGGAUCUGUUUUAGAGGCACAAAACCAGAUCAGGCUUCUCUGAUCCGCAGUUGAACAUUCUUUGAAUCAAUUUGUCAAAAUGUUUUUAUGUAUUAUCCUCAAAUCUUUUGUUAACUAUGUAUGUCUUGUCUUAUACGUCUCUGUACCAACUUUGGAUUAUAAAGACCCAUCGACACUUUACUUAUUAUUGGUACAGCAGAUGGUGGUGUUAUACACGUAAGAACUGCUACGUUAUACAAAAAAGCUAACAAUUAGAUCAUAACUAAUUUCUUCGUGUUUUUGCCGAUCCCGUUUUUCCGUAUUUUCUUUUUUCUCAAAGGAGCACGUGAAUAUAUUCCCAUACAUUUGUUAAUCAUGAAACUUCACUAGUCACUGCAACUUGAGAAUCCAUACGCCUGAUUUAACAUAGAUUAGAAUGACAGAGAGAAUAAAUGUUUAUGUCUAUGAAGAAGAGAGAGACAAAGAAGGGAUCUCGACAAAAAACGAAGGAGAAAAGAUUGUGGGAGAAGAAAAUCGUGGGAGAGAAGAUACUAGGAGAGAUUUAGGGUAGAUUUAAUGUAGAUAUUAACCAAAAUAUAGAAAUUUUCACAUUUUCGUAAUUUGGUUAUAAUAUGUAUCAUACGUAGAAUAGAACACUGUAGAGAGGGCGAGAAGUUUAUUCUUCCGUACGCAUAACAUAAGGUAAAAGGUAGAACAUGUUAUGACACAUAAAAAAAAGAAAAUGUAAUUCAUAGAGUCGUGGUUAUAAAUUGUAAUAGAGCUAAAAUUAGACUAAAGACAACUUGUUAGAAUAUAUAUAUAAGAAAUUUUUGUUUGUGUUAUAUAUCGAGGAUAGACCUAUGUAUAACAAUUAGAAUCCGAUUUCUAGAUUAAAUAGAUGACCAGAAUAAAUAUUUUAUCCGUAGCUAGGACAUAAAAUAAAAUAUGAUUCUACUAUUUUAAAAACAAAAUUUAAACAUAUAAAUAGUUAUACUUAUGUUUCCAGUGGUUUUCAUAAUUUUUUAUAUUUUUAAAUUUUAGUUUACUAUUUUUUCCAGAAGGGUAAAACCUGUCCAAAAUGAUCAAAAAUAUCAAAAAUCCUAUUGAGACAAAUAAAAGUUAAAAGCGUCUAUUUUUUUUCCAAUUUCUCCCUUUUUUCUGAUGUAUAUACCAACUUAUUGGUUAACUCUAAAAUAUAUGCGUAUUGGUGAAACCUACCAACGAAAGAUAUGAGAAUUUCCAAAACUCAUGAUCUACAUUGAACGCCAUAAAGCGUAGGUUAGGUGGUGUUGUUGUAAGGUUCUCUGACGUGGCGACAAACACAAUUUGUUUUUCUCAACUUUUAUUAUAUAGGAGUAUUUGCUAAAAUCAAUUUAAAAAAUAAAUAUUUGUUACCAAAAUGCUUUCUUAUAAUCUUCCAUGACAUGAGAGCAUGUCUGAUGAUAGAAAAUCUCACGUUUUAAGAAGGAAAAGAAGAAUUCUUAUGACAUUAAUCAAAAAAUCUAAGACAUUAUAAAAAAAAUUAUGAGGGUCAGAAUGAUCUCUGCGGUGAAUCUUUCAUAGGCCGUUUUAUUAGUGUCAAGUCACCAAAAUAUAGUUUUGGUUUCAAAUCCGUGAAUCUUUGGUGUCACUUUUACUAAAUCACCGUUGAUCUUGUGUUUCUUGUGUAUCUAAAAGCAACUGAACUUUUUUUUCAACUGAACUUUUAUCAUAUAAUAAUGGGAAAUUUGAAAUAAAAGAAUAACUAAACUAUGCUAUUGUCCCUUAGUACAAAAUCAAAUUUUGUCAUUUUUGGAUUUUCACUACCCUUCAAAGUUAUAAAAAUUCAUAUCAAUUAAUUUACAAUACAAAAAAAUUAGAAAAAAUAUAAAACAUGAAUUAGUCAAACAUGUGCAUAUAUGAAAAAUAUUUUUGGAUUCAAAAAAUAUUUGGAAUGGUAAAUUGAAAAAUAGGCUAAAAGUGUUAGUAUAUAAGAUCUACCAUCUACAGCAAUUCAGAAUAUGCAGUCUAACUGAAACACACUGGUCUACAGACGGAAGAAUGCGCAUUACACUGGAAACAUUAAGACCUACGAUGGCAGAAUACAAAAUCAACAUUUUCUUCUAUGUUCUGCUUUUUUGGUAGAUCAUAAGAAAUAAUAAACGUUCUUAUAUCUUCUGUGGAAGAAUAUACAUUCUUCUCACUUCUCAUCUAUCUAUAAUAUCAGUAUUCUAUAUCUACCACCUCAUCUUUAUUCUACCUUUCGUAGAAUGUAAUUUCUACUAGAUUUUAAACAUAAUCCUAAAAUCUAGGAAAAAACGGUUAGAAAAUAUUCCCUAAAUCUAUUAAAUAUUUUUUAUUUCUUUUUUUAAAUCUCCUUCCCUAAAUUUUAGUUUCUCCGUUCCCAGCCACGAUUUGGAUCAACAAAUCGUGGAGCUUCAUCUCUUUUUCAUAGUUUCUCCAAACUUUUGUCAAUCUAACGUGAGAAUAUGCACAUCUAUGCCUAUUCUGGUUUUUGGAGAUCGUCCAAAACAAAAGGAUGGAAGUUUCUUGUUGAUGAAGAAAAAGGAGGCAAAUUACUUACUUUGAACACAAGCAAAACCUUUGACAACCUAAGAGUUAUGGUUUGUGAGGACUUUGGAACCGAUGUAAACUUGGUCAAUAUCGAGAUGAGUUAUUUACCUUCCGAUUUGGUGAUUGGCCUCGACUCACCCCCUGUUUUCAUCACCAAUGAUCGGCAACUCAAAAAUUUUCUUACAUACGUGAAGACCAAAGCUUCAACGCGGUUAUGUGUGUGUAUUCGAUCUAAGGCUGGAUUUAACUUGAAUGAAGAGCCUGCUGAGUCGCCUAACAGAGAGGAAGUGGGUAUGUCGUGUGAAGUUUCAGAUGAUAUUGAUGGUGAAGCCGAGCUUGAAGCAGAAGAUGCGAAGAUAGAUGAAAGUGAUGAUGAAAGCAAGUGUGAGAAAGAUAUGAUCAAUGGAAGGUCUGUCUGUUUUUCUCUGGUUGAUGUUGUAAAGAAGGGUCAACAUUUUACUAGCAAAACAGCUUUGCAGGUAACAAUGGAAAUAUGCGCAAUGAAACAUAAUUUCGACUACAAGGUUGGCAAAACGGAUAAAAGAGUUUGGUACGUUUGUUGCGCGGAUGAUGAUUGCCGCUGGCGUGUUCGCACAGAGGGAUUAACAAGUUCUUCAUAUUUUAUCAUCAAAAAGUAUGUGGCUGAUCAUUCAUGUGCUCCAUCAUCAAGGAACCACUCUGUUCGGACAGCUUCCUCAAAAACAGUUGGUAGUCUUAUCAUGCAUAAGUACGAAAGUGUCAAGGAAGGGCCGAAACCUAAUGAUAUCAUCCAGUUUAUGCAUAAUGAUCAUGGAGUUGAGAUAUCCUACUCUUUAGCUUGGGAGGCACGUGAGUAUGCAAUAAAGGUUGUGAGAGGCAUUCUGGAGAAGGGUUAUGAAAAAGUUCUCAAAUACUUGCACAUGAUGAAGGAAGCUAAUCCAAGAUCACACACAUUUUAUGAAACUGAUAGCACUGGGAGAUUCAGAUUCCUCUUCAUCUCAUAUGGUCAGUCUAUUCGCGGUUUUUAUGCUGGUCUUCGGAAAGUUAUUGUUGUGGAUGAAACUUUUUUGAAGAGCAAAUACAAAGGAGUAUUACUGGUUGCUACUGCUUUGGAUGAAAACUCGAACUUAUAUCCUAUUGCAUUUGGAGUUGGACUCAGAGAAUGACCGCUCGUGGGAAUGGUUUAUGAGAUAACUUAAUGUUGUCAUUGCUGAUGAUCAGAGUUUAGCUUUUGUGUUUGACAUGAAUACUUCACUUGCUAAAGCUCUUGCAAAAGUGUAUCCGCAUUCUCAUCAUGGAAUUUGUAUUCACCACUUGCUGAACAAUGUUGUUACAUAUUUCAAGGAUAAAUGUAUCGCUGGUUUGGUUGCAAAGGCUUCUAAAGCUUACCGAGUUGCUGAUUUUAAGAAGUAAUUCACUGUAAUUUUCUCAAUUAGUCCUGCAAUUGGAAACUAUCUAAUACAAGCUGAUGUGAGAAAGUGGGCUCGUUGUCAAUUUCCGGGUUACAGGUAGAAUCAAUAAAUUAUGCUUUGCGUUCGCCAAGAGAGUUUCCAGUUAUACCUUUGUUGGACAGCAUAAGGGAAAUUAUGACUCGAUGGUUUUUCAAACGUAGAACUUUAAGUUCUAAGCAUAAACAGCCACUGACCGUUGCUGCAGAGAAGAAGAUUGAUCGAAGGAUUGAGAAGGGUAAGAAGUUUCAGGUUUUCCCAGUUAGCGAUGACAUGUUUUUGGUUCGAGGUGACACUUUUGAAUGUAUGGUCGACUUGGUCAGACGCACAUGUUCAUGUGGGAAAUUCGAUCUGAUGAAAAUCCCAUGCAGACACGCCAUAAAAGCAGCUUUCAGCGCAGGCAUACAAGCACACACUCUCACAUACGACAUGUACACCACUGCUUCAUGGAGAUCGAUUUAUGAGGAAAGCAUAAAUCCUAUUAGUGUCCCGGAAGAUGUAUGGAUUGUCCCAUCUCACGUACAACAAGCGAAAGUCCUUCCUCCAGAAACUAGAAGAGCUGCAGGUCGCAGAAAGAAACGUAGGUACGAGAAAGUUGAAGACAAGAUCUGUUCGUCACAAGGAACUCAAAGCUCUAAACAUCGUAAAUGCAGUCGAUGUGGUAUUGAAGGUCACAACCGGUCAACAUGUGAUAGAGCAAUAUAGGAUUCAAGCCAUUCGGUCUAUGCAAGCUACUUUUCUGAGUUUUUUUUUAAUAUUAUCUUUGUUUUAUGUCAAACUUUGUUUUUUCAAGACCAAUUAUGUUUUAUGUUUUGUGCAUGUUUCCAGUAUUUGCUUCGUUUUAUGCAAGUUUUUAGUUUAACGUUAAGAUUUGAUCCAUUGAUCCAUAAAUUGACAACACAACUGAAUACCAAAUUGAUUCGAUCUUUGACAAAGUAGCUAGAUCCAGAAAACAAUUACAAGAUCAAUCGAAUUUAGAACAGAGACAUAAAAUAAUGGGAAUGGAUCCAAUUAGUCAUACAUCUUCUGACUUCUUAUGCUUGAUAACCACUUUCUCUACUGUCUUUUCCAAGGAACUUCUCAAAUCUUCAAUUUCUUCGGCCAUUAUCGACUGUUGCUCAUGCAUCCUUUCUAUUUCAUCAAGCAGAGCCUCGUCAACCCACUUAAAAAGAUGUUGUUCUUUCUUUCUCUGAAUCGAAACACAAAAACGUCAAUUGGAACAUAGAAGAAUUAAAAGUCAUAAUUUAUCAGAAUUACCUGUAAACCAAUCUCACAUCGGAAGAAUCUUCUGUAUGGGUUCUCCUCUGUUUUUGAAACAUAAGUGACAAUCCCCUUCCCACCCCAGCAUCUGGAAGGAAUCCCUCCAUUGUUAGUCAUGAUCGGUUUUUGAGAAGGAUAGAAAGACGGAGAGGAGAAAUAAACGAUGAAAUAAGUAGGGUUUCUGGUCAUUGGUGUUAUAUAAGUUUAUGUUUAGGGCAAACCACUACUGUUAAUCGGGUUUUAGGGUCUACUUGUAUGUGUUUUGAUAGUCAUAAGAUUUGUAUUGACUAUUAAGAUUUGUAGCCUAGUUAGGUUAGAUCGUGUAUGGCUCCAGUUUAGUUUCACUUAGGGUAUAGUUAGGGAUUGAUAUGUUGUAUGGCUUAGUUUAGAUUCAUUUAGGGUAUCGUUAGGGGUUGAUAUGUUGUAUGGCUUAGUUUAGAUUCAUUUAGGGUAUGGUUAGGGGUUGAUAUGUUGUAUAGCUUAGUUUAGAUUCACUUUAUUUAAUUUUAUAAUCAGCCGCUUAUGUCAAUAGUUUCAAGUAGUGCAGUGGUUUAUGUUGUAGGUAUAAUUACCGAGGUGAAGUCUUCGAUGCCCCCCAUCUUCAUUUUUAGUAAAACCACUUUUUCCUACAAUAUAGCAUUUUUUCCUACAAUAUAGCCUUCAAGAGUACACUAUUUAGAUUCAUUUCUUGCCGCUAAUCUCAAUUUUUCAAGUAGUGCAGUGGUUUAUGUUGGAGUUAUAAAUACCCAGGUGACGUGUUCGAUGCCCCCCAUCUCCAUUUUUAUUUUAAAAAAUUUUGUUUCCUACAACAGCCUUUAAUAAGAGAGUCAAAUAAGACCAUUUUGAUUUAUAUCAUGUAUGCCUUUGUUUGUUAUCGUGCAUGAAAUCCAAUGCUAAAUAAGAGACUCAAAUCCAAUGCUAAAUAAGAGAUGCAAACCAAUGCUAGUUACGAGUCAUAUAAGAGUAACUAAAAGAGUCAAGUCAACAACAACCUACUUGCUAAACAAGUCAUAGUGAAAAUAACAUUAUAAAAUCUCAACCGUAGGAGAAGUUGUAGCCUUUCGAGGAAUAAAUUUUCCCAUUCUCGAAAUAAGCUCAGGAUCAUUAGCAGCUUCCCAUAGGUCAUAAGCAAUCUUCUGGCGAGCUUCACGAAUGUUGUCGUCAUUCACCAACGUUAAGUCCAUGCCUAGAAGAUGUGCUUCAAGGUGCUUCAACGCAUAUACUCCAUAAUAUCUGCUAGUCUUGUUUAGGAAUAAGGGCAUUGGAGCGUAAGUGACAUCAUAGGGCUUGACGAUAAAUCCUCUCUUCUCUGAAGACUGCACAGCUUUGACAAUUCUAGGGAUGAGAUGGGCAAAUGGCUCCAAGUCCUUGUUGUGUUUCAGUCCCCCCACAGUCAAAAACCUCUAUUGAACGAGUAACAAAGUUGACACAUAAAGAGAUCCAGUGGUUACCAUUCACAAGAAGAGGCACAUACAUACGAUUGACAUCAAGAUCUCACACUAGUCUUGUUCGUCCGUGUGCAGGAAGUUCACCAAUUCCGUACUGGUGGAGCAGUCCUUCAACCCUAAAUUUUUUUCUGUCUUUCUUGAACUCUAUGUAAGAGUUCUUCAAUUGAUUACUGAAUAUGCAGCUCAUGAAGGCUACUUUCGAUGGAUUCCAUCGUCGCAAAGAAGUCCUCUCGCGAAAUAAGAAGAGCAUAGCAUCAAUUUCCUAUAAAUUAUGAUACAAACAGAGUGAGUUGGCGUGUUGCUAAAGAAGAAAAACAGUAAGUAGGCGUGCAAAGUAAUGUAAAACUUACAUGAUUGUUCAGCCACACUGCAGGUCCCAUAACACGUUCUGCUAACUCAGUUGUGUACAUAGAAGGUCCAAUUUUAAGGUGCCUGAGAUGCAACAUAUAAUUAAAAAUUUGUUCAAUUUAGAACAUAAAGGUACUCCAUAAACUUACUGUUUAGUAGUUGAGCACCAAUGAAUCAGUUUGGCCCAUGAAUCCUCAGGGACAAACACUAAUGAGUAAUCCUCGUCGUUCACCCGGUCCUCAGGUAAUUCCAUAUCUUUGAGAGUGGGUGUUCUCCAAUCUCCAGGCUUAAAGGAUGAUAAUGGAGUAACCCAUUUAGGUGCUUCUUCAUCACUCGUUUUUUGUGAGGGAUCGAAACCUUUAACAUGUGAUACUUGAGAAAGGUUCCCCAAAGUGUCUUGUAAAUACUCUUGGGUGCCCAUUUCUUUUUUUUUUUUUAUGAAGGUUCCCCAUGGGUAGAUGAUUGUGACAAAUUCUUCAAAAAAUCUAUCAUAUCAUCAGUUUCAGUUUCAAUCUCAUGUUAAUAAAACCAAACAUAACAUAUUAGCGAAAACAGUGAUCAAGGACAGAACGAAAGAGUCGAGAGACAAUACAUUACAGAGAAAACAUGUCAUAGUCAUAAGUUCACUUCAUACCAAAAUACAUUACAAGCCGAUUUCCAACAAGCCGAUAUUACAAGCAAACAACAAUGACAUUACAAAAGAGUCAAGAGAAAAUUACAACAAAAGAAAGUCCGACAUAUUACAAAGCUUCAUUUUAUGGUUACCUUUCUUCCUUGCCGAGGGCUACGACGAACCGUAGGAGGAACCACACUCUCAUCAACCUUGCCUUUGCCUUUUUCCUUUGUUGCUGCAGGACACAGACUCUGUGAUGAUUUGUCUUGGUCUUUCCCCAUUGUUGCUGAAGGACAAGGAAUCUCAGAUGCGCUGUUUUUCCCCAUUGUAUCAGAAGGACCCGGAAUCUGUGACAUCGCUUGCUUGAACUCAGCCAUCUCUUUCUGGACCUUCUCAAAACGCUCUUAGAUGUCAUUCUGCACCACCUCCUUGAAAGAGUUGAAAGACGAGGUGAACAAACCUUCAAUGAAAGUUUUCAUUCCACUGGAGAUACCACUGUUAUGUUCAGCCGCCCGUUGACAAAGCAGUUUUCAUUACGCUUGCCCCUUCUUGCAACAACAGCCGGUUCCUCUACAUGUGUAUCUGUGACAUCUUCGACUUCAACAUUCUCUCCAUCCUCUUCUGAAUCAGAAAGCUCCACAGUUGGAGGCAAAGCCUCGACUUCUCAUACGAAUUCCGUCCAAUCUUGUUUGGCAUUGAGCAGAGUAACAAUACGACCAAUUCGUUCAUCUUUCUUCUCAUCUUCCCUAUAGAACUCAUUGCUAUUAACCACAUCUUUGUUCCCAGUAGCAGAUAUAAAUGGGAACAACUCUCCCUGACAAGAACAAACCCAAACAAUAAAGUUCAAUUGUUUGUUAAUUGAACCGAAUAUAAUUUUUAAAAAAUUAUUACCUUAUUAAAGUGGGACUCUAGGCUGCUGAUAUCUGUGUAGGAAACUUUCCCACUUCCUUUCCAAUUCCUACAUCUCACUUUGGUCAUGUUCUUUUUGAUCUUUUUACCCACCAUACUACCAAUGUCUGGGAUUGCCUCCAUAACCCAUAUCUGAAACGCAUAGGAGAAUCCAUCCAACACGUAACUGUUCUCCAGAUGCAAAUCUCUCCUUUCUUUGAGUAUUGAUGCAAUCAGCUCGUCAUACGCGUGAAGACCACACGGAUACAUCCUCAUCUUCUCAAAAUCCAUCACCAAACGGAUGUAUUCAUGAGGGAUAAACACUCUUGAAUCCUUAGCUAUGAGGAAUCCAUGUAUGAUACACAAAUACAUUAGCCUAACCCUGUCCACAUACGUCCACUGGUUGCAUUCGUUAAGAAGCUUCGUUCGUAUCAUGAAUAAGUUGACCUUUCUACUUUUCCUCAGCACAUUGCUCCAGAACCCCUUAUCAUCCUUCCAAUCAUUGAAGUCAAUGUCCGGUUCAUCUUUGAACUUCAAUCCGGUCACAGCAUGAAAUUCUUGCGCAGAAAACCUAAGAGGCCUCUUUGCAAAUAGAAACCACAAUUCGUGAAGCUUGGAAACCUUGAGCUGCUUGCAUAUGAAGCUGUGAAUGAUCUUCCCUGAGUAGAUGAGCUUGUUGUCUAUGAUUUCCAGAAUCGGACCGAAGACGGGGUCUUUCAAAACUUCCUCAUACUCAUCCUUGAGAACACCCUUCACUUCCUCCAGAAUUGUACGUCUACACGUGUUGUUAAUCUUAUCAAUCUGCGUCUCAAAUCCUUCUUCAAGUAUGCGUUUUGGAAACGCGUAUGCCACUCCUAUAAAACAUAAAAGGAAUAACUUCAACUCGUUAGUAAUGCCUUAAUGAAAUCAAACUAUAACUCAAUCUCGCAAUCAAACUAGUAAACAUUUUAUAUCGCACAUGUAACUCACAAUCAACUCAACCGCAAACUACAAUGAAAACCAUCAACAUGAAUUAAUUUGUUUUUAAACAAUUCAAUCUCUUCCUAGUACAUAAGGAACAUAUAACUCCAUCUCAUCUUUGAUAAACUAUAAAACAGUCAAGUAUAACCAAACCCGCUCACAAACAUAAUGCAUAAUCGUUCUCUUAAAAUGUCAACAAAAAAUAAAUUCCAAACAAUAAACUUGAAUCAUUUUGAUUUUUACUCCAUUCAAUCUUUUACUAAGACAUGCACAUCAAAAAAAUAAAAGAAAAAUCGAAAAGGGGAUCUCAAAACCUUACCUUCAAUUUUAGGGAAAGAGAAACCAAGAUGAAAAUCGAACAACUUCAAUCUCUUCGUCCGUAGAAAAACUUAAAUCUUCUCCUAGUACAUGCAAAUAAA